AUGCAAAUUGCCGUUCUCGAAUGGGAUGGUCCCAAUGACCCGGAUAAUCCGAUUAACUGGCCGAAGUGGCAGAGAUAUUGGCAUAUCAUUCCGCCAGCCAUCAUUUCUUUCACGGCGACUUUAGGAGCUUCGAUUUACACACCUUCGUAUCCUAGUAUCCAGGAAAUUUUUGAGCAGAGUUCCACAGUAGCACUCCUGCCUUUAUCAUUAUACGUUCUAGCUUUGGGAUUUGGGCCCUUGAUUGCCGCUCCGCUUUCCGAAACAUAUGGAAGAUAUAUCGUGUACACCAUCAGUACACCAGUCGCCGCGAUUUUCACAAUCGGGGCUGGGUUCUCGCAAAACAUAUACUCUUUAUGUAUUUUGCGAUUCCUCGCAGGAAUGGCUUUCAGCCCUUCACUGGCUAUCGGUACAGGAAGCGUGGGUGAUCUGACGGUUCCUGAAAGACGAGCUGUUUCGUCCACACUCUAUAUCAUGAGUCCAUUCCUGGGUCCAUCAUUUGGUCCUGUCCUUGGCUCCAUUGUAACUGUCAAGAUGUCCUGGCGCUGGACACAAUGGACUUUGAUCUUCUUUGCCGUUCUCUCAAUGGUCGUGACCUUCUUUUCUAAGGAAACUUACAAAUCGGUCAUCCUCUCUCGAAGGGCAAAGCAGCGGAACAUUGAACUUCCUCCGGGUCCUUCCACCCUGACCAAACUGCGUCUGUUCUUGACAAUCACGCUUGUCCGUCCACUGCACAUGCUUUUCACCGAGCCAAUCGUGGCCUUCUUCAGCCUUUACACCGGGUUCAACUUCUCUGUCAUCUUUGGGUUCAUGGCGGCCUACCCUUACGUCUUCCGAUCCAUUUACGACUUCGGCACAAUCCCAUCAGGAUUGAUUUUUCUCGCUAUCGGCUUCGGCGGGUCUAUGGCAGUACCUACUGUGUUGCUUUGUGACCACUAUUGUUAUCAGCCACGUGUGCGUGAGUCCAAAGCUGCUGGCAAGAACGGUGCAAUCGCUCCAGAGCACCGUCUUUAUCCCGCAAUGAUUGGCUGUUUUGGUCUGCCUGCAGCAUUGUUUUGGUUUGCAUGGACCGCUCGGCCGUCAAUUUCUUGGUGGAGUCCUGUCAUCGCCUCAAUUCCUUUUGCUUGGGGAAACUCGACAAUCUUCAUCUCCGCGACCGCAUACUUGCUUGAUACGUAUCAAGCUCUCUAUGGAGCCAGUGCAAUGGCAGCCAAUGCUCUUGUCAGGUACACACUGGGCGCUGCCUUACCGCUUUUCACCUUGCAAAUGUAUAAAGGACUAGGAACAGAUUGGGCUACAAGCUUGCUGGGGUUCGUUUCUGUUCUUUGCAUACCGAUACCUUGGGUUCUUUUCUUCUAUGGCCCCGCAAUUAGAUCGAGAAGUAGUUAUGAAACAAUUAGGGUGUCUGCGUAA
This is a messenger RNA of Didymella exigua CBS 183.55, 1410 nucleotides long. Its product is annotated as putative bicyclomycin resistance protein. Gene Ontology annotation, molecular function: spermidine transmembrane transporter activity; spermine transmembrane transporter activity. Gene Ontology annotation, biological process: spermidine transport; transmembrane transport; spermine transport. The transcript is spliced from 3 exons. The record is from RefSeq and is a predicted model, not a curated record. Bases 1 to 1410 code for a protein of 469 amino acids. NCBI's taxonomy places the organism in Eukaryota, Fungi, Ascomycota, Dothideomycetes, Pleosporales, Didymellaceae.